This is a messenger RNA of Scomber japonicus (chub mackerel), 1806 nucleotides long. RefSeq names its product zinc finger BED domain-containing protein 4-like. Gene Ontology annotation, molecular function: protein dimerization activity; DNA binding. Bases 1 to 1806 code for a protein of 601 amino acids. The record is from RefSeq and is a predicted model, not a curated record. NCBI's taxonomy places the organism in Eukaryota, Metazoa, Chordata, Actinopteri, Scombriformes, Scombridae. The transcript is spliced from 5 exons.
AUGAACCCAUCGCAAAAGCUGGUCUGUAAUGCGAUAAAUUGGCCACGCACACUCAGCGUGGCAUUCCGACAUUUGGCCAAUCAGAUGCAGCCCUGGACACUCGGGCCAUGCAUGCGCACACCUGGAGUGACGAAGAUGGCGGAGGCAGGAGGAGAGCAUGCGAGGGAUGCGGAGGAAACGCUUGUGCCAAAAACAAAUAGCACCUCUGCUAUUUGGCAGUACUUCGGAUUCAAAAAAGAAGACAACCUACAGAGUCAGGUAUUGUGCAGGACCUGCAGGGCGGUUGUUGCAACAUCCAGAGGUAACACCACCAACCUCCAUCACCACCUGCUGCACCACCAUAAAGAGCUGCACGAGCAGUUCAAGGCCAGUCAAUCGAGAGCGCCUAGCAGCAGUAAAGCAACGCGACCAUCACUGCAGCAACAGUCCAUUGCUCAGAGUUUUGUGAGACUGACUCCAUAUGAAAAGUCCUCUAAACGACACAUUGAAAUAACAGAGGCCAUAACCCACUGUUUGGCGAAGGAUAUGAUGCCCACUAACACCGUGACCAGACCCGGAUUUCUGAGUCUAGUUCACAAACUCGAUCGACGAUAUGAGGUGCCAUCACGGACUUAUUUUUCUGAUGUUGCUAUUCCAAAUCUGUAUGAAAAGUGCAGGACGACGGUGGAGUCGGAGCUGGACCAGGUCGAGUACUUUGCCUGCACCACAGACCUCUGGUCCAGCCGAACCACAGAGCCCUACAUCAGUCUCACUGUACACUUUUUGGACCGGGAAUUUCAGCUGAAAACACGGUGUCUCCAGACACAGUAUUUUCCAGGAGAACACACCGGCGAGAACAUUGCUUAUGGGUUACGUGAAGCUUUGACCAGCUGGCAUCUCGGAGAGGAGCAACUAACCUGUGUGACCACUGACAACGGAGCAAAUGUUGUUAAGGCCAUCGAGCUUAACCACUGGGUCAGACUACAGUGUUUUGGGCACCGGCUGCAUCUCGCUAUCGAAAAUGCUCUUAAAGAUGACAGGCGCAUUGCCCGUGCUACUGGGCUGUGCAAAAAAAUGGUGGGACAUUUCUCCCACAGUUGGAAGCAGAAGACAGCUCUCAGGAGAGCACAACAGAAGCACAACCUUCCAGAGCAUGCCCUUGUCACUGAAUGCCCAACCAGGUGGGGCUCAAAACAGAAAAUGAUGGGGAGGAUCUUGGAGCAGCAGCGGGCCUUAUCUGAUGUCCUCUCAGCAGACCGAAAAACACGGCAUCUGGAUCCCUCCUGGCAAGACCUGGAGACAUCAGUUCUUGCAGGAAAAGAAGGUGACACAGAUUUGACAAAGGAUAUCAAGUUCAAGAGCAGCUACAUCAGUGUCGAGAAGGUCCAAGACAUCAAGACCAGGGUGAUGUCGGAGAUGAAGGAUACAUCGCAGAAGGAGGGAGAAGAUUCUCAGGCCAAAAGUGUAAAUCCACCCAUCGACAAGAGGGCAAAACCAUCACUGGGCAGUUUGCUCAAAAGUAAUCCAGGUCCAACCUCCACCACAUUCGACAUGCAGAUGGAGCAAGCUAUUGAAGCUGAAGUCAACAGCUACCUACUGUCCCCCACCAUUGACAGUGAGGCAGACCCGUUGACUUGGUGGAAACUCCACCACUUGACUUACCCGAAGCUGAGUAAACUAGCUCGGCGGUAUCUGUGUAUACCUGCCACUAGCUCACCCUCAGAGAGGCUCUUUAGCACAUCAGGGAACGUGGUAACAUGUCAGCGUGCAUGUUUGAAACCUACCAAAGUUAACAUGUUGGUGUUCUUGGCUAAGAACUUGCCCUGA